Molecule: messenger RNA, 1637 nt
Organism: Helianthus annuus (common sunflower)
Lineage: Eukaryota; Viridiplantae; Streptophyta; Magnoliopsida; Asterales; Asteraceae
Product: E3 ubiquitin-protein ligase PUB23
Exons: 1
Coding region: 158-1432 (424 amino acids)
Biological process (GO): protein ubiquitination
Molecular function (GO): ubiquitin protein ligase activity
Source: RefSeq, a predicted model, not a curated record
AUUUUGACUUUCAAACCCAAAAACUAUUCCAUUUUCUCACUCAUCCCCCCAUAUAUAUAAAACCAUACAUUACAUUCGAACCUCAAAAAAGCCCUUCAAAUCUCAUCUUUCUUCUCAAUCUUUUGCCUUGGUUCUUCUUGAAACCCUUCAUCCUAAAAUGAGUGACCAUAAAAACGUCGAAAUUCCUACGUAUUUUGUGUGUCCGAUCUCCUUACAACUCAUGAAAGACCCCGUAACACUUCCAACAGGAAUAACAUACGACCGCGACAACAUCGAAAAAUGGCUAUACACCAAGAAGAACAACACUUGCCCGGUCACAAAGCAAGCCCUUUCGGAUCACGUAGAGCUCACCCCAAACCACACGCUUCGCCGAUUAAUCCAAUCUUGGUGCACCCUCAACCCUACAUCCGGCGUCGAAAGACUCCCAACCCCGCGCCUUCCGAUCUCCAAAUCCGACAUCCUCAAACUCCUCAAAGAUCUAAAGCAUCCUAACUUGCAAACAAAAUGUUUAAGAAGAUUGAAAGCUAUUGUUUUGGAGAAUGAAACAAAUAAGAGGUCAAUGGAAGCAGUUGGGGCAGUUGAUUACCUUACUAAUUAUGUUCUUAAUGACCAUAAUAUUAAUAAUAAUAACAUGACGUCAUCUUCACAUGUGGAAGAUCAAUUAGGGUUUGAGCUUGUAACACCUAUAGAUGAAGCAAUAACCAUUCUUUAUCACAUGCAACUAUCUCAAACUGGUCUUCAGGGUUUGUUUGCUAAAACUGGUGACUUUGUUGAGACGUUGACGAGCGUGAUGCAACGCGCCGCCAGCUAUGAAACACGUACGUACACUGUCAUGUUGUUGAAGUCAAUGUUUGAGGCUGCAAACACCAUGCAAGUGACACCAUUGUUGAAGCAUGAGUUUUUCAAGGAGUUAGUAACAAUCUUGACCGAUGAAAUCUCCCAAAAAGCCACCAAAGCAACGUUAAAACUACUAAUAAACGUUUGUUUAUCGGGCCGGAAUAGAAUAAGAGCGGCGGAGGCUGCGGCGGUGCCGGCUUUGAUCGAUAUCUUACUCGAUUCAACCGAUAAAAGGGUGUCCGAAAUGGUGUUGUUGGCAUUGGAUUUGCUUUGUCAGUGUGCUGAAGGGAGAUCUGAGUUGUUGAAACAUGGUGCGGGUUUAGCGGUGGUGUCAAAAAAGAUUUUUAGGGUUUCGCCGGUGGCAAGUGAAAGGGCGGUGAGGAUAGUGCAUUCGGUGGCGAAGUUUUCCGGCAACGGUGGUGUGGUGGCGGAGAUGUUGCAGAUAGGGGUGGUGGGGAAGCUUUGUUUGGUGUUGCAAGUGGAUUGUGGAAGUAAGAUGAAGGAGAAAGCUAUGGAGGUGCUUAAGAUGCAUGCUAGGGUUUGGAAUAAUUCUUCUUGUAUACCACAUACUUUGAUUGCUUCAUAUCCAUCAUAAGAUUCAUAAGGAUGAAGUUGAAUUGAUUUUAGGUUUUAGAUCAUUUGAAGACAUUUUGGGGAUUUGACUGAUUGUAUAAAGUUUAUACUUGUGAUUUUAGUUUGUGAAGUUUAGGAAAAAACAUGACUAGGAUUAACAUCAUUGUUUUGAGCACAAAUUUGGUGCUUUAUUGAAGUUUGAUCAAUUUAGUAUGAUUUGAAGAUCA